Molecule: messenger RNA, 1500 nt
Organism: Suillus clintonianus
Lineage: Eukaryota; Fungi; Basidiomycota; Agaricomycetes; Boletales; Suillaceae
Product: Alpha/Beta hydrolase protein
Exons: 5
Coding region: 26-1216 (396 amino acids)
Source: RefSeq, a predicted model, not a curated record
CAUCGCGACACCACCACAGGGCUUUAUGUCAACCCAACCAGAUAACGAUGGUUUGUUUACACGGCUUAGAAAGGUUUUUGCGGUUCUCGGGUUUCUCUACCUGGGAGCAGUCAUGCUUCUAGCAUUGCCCUGGGUUCAGUCUCACAUACUGUACAUGAAUGCCUUGAAGCUACCUUGGAAUGCGCGCUUUGACGCACCGGAAAUGCAUGGUCUUGCACCUGGAAAAACGGCGAAUAUCAAGAUUCAGACCGUAGACAAUCACACUAUUGGUGCAUGGUUCAUGCUCUCAGAUUCAAUAUAUCACGACUUGCCCUUUCCCCCGCCUCCAUCUGCUGCGGAAUUGCACAUUCCAGAGGCCUUGGCCCAGCGACCGACUGUACUCUUCUUCCACGGCAACGCUGCAACGCGGGCUCUAAGCAUGCGCAUUCACCUAUAUUCUGGGUUUACCUCACGCCUGAAUGCAAAUGUCCUAGCAAUAGAUUAUCGUGGAUUCGGGGAUAGUUCCGGCACACCUACAGAGGACGGCUUGUCGAUAGAUGCAAGAGCUGCAUGGGAUUGGCUAAUUGCGCAAGGUGCUUCACCGCAGGAUGUCCUUAUAGUCGGGCACAGCUUGGGUACUGCAGUGGCGUCCAGACUUUCUGCCAGCCUCUCCGAAGAUGGCGUCAAGUUCAAAGGGACUGUCCUUAUGUCUCCUUUCUCCUCGCUCCAUACUCUGCUAGAUACCUACAACAUUUUCGGCCUAUUUCCUGUCAUGUUGCCCAUUAACAUGAUACCUCGAGCAGCCGAUAUCUAUAAGAGUUUUCUCGUCCACAAGUUUGACACGUUGUCGGUGAUAUCGAAAGUCAAGGUACCGAUAUUGAUCCUGCACGCGGAGGAUGAUUGGGAUAUUUCACACACCCACUCCGACGCUCUAUUUGAUGCACUCCUGGAACCCUAUCUCCCUCCUGUCAACUCCCCAUCAGCAAGCCAAGAGUCGUGGUCAGUACAGCAGUGGAACGAGUACCAUGCUCAACUGGUCACGCGAAGGGAAAUACGAGAGACAUUACUGACCCGUACCGUCAUCCCCAACUUCGGGUUGAUGGAUCAGUUUGAGGGUUUUGGGGAACGAAUCACUCUCCUCAAAACUUCCACUGGUUCUCACAACGAUGUUGGUACUCUUGAGGGUGUCCAGGAAGUGAUACGCGUUACAUUCUUCAAACCUGAAGCUCUGCAUUGACAAUGAUAGGAUUUCGGCGAUAGCGUAUUUGUAUUACAGGAGACGAUCCGCGCAUCAAAAAUGUUGAAAGGCGGCCAGUGCAUAGAAACUUGCCAAUACGAUGAAUUGUGUCUAUAAGGCCAGCUGCCAACUGUACGAUACAGCUGCUGAACCCUUGACAAUUAUACAAACCAACAUAAAGUAUUACAACCUGCAAACCGAGAAACUACGUUUCUGCCUGCCUCAUUGCGCGCUCAGCAUCCAGCGCUAGAUGCAAGUCGAUUUCUAAUUCCUCCUGAGUAUGC